Molecule: messenger RNA, 4354 nt
Organism: Pantherophis guttatus
Lineage: Eukaryota; Metazoa; Chordata; Lepidosauria; Squamata; Colubridae
Gene: PYM1
Product: PYM1 exon junction complex associated factor
Biological process (GO): exon-exon junction complex disassembly
Cellular component (GO): exon-exon junction complex; cytoplasm
Molecular function (GO): RNA binding
Source: RefSeq, a predicted model, not a curated record
AUGCGACCGGAAGUGGGUCGCGUUUCCAAGAUGGCGACUCCCUAUGUUACUGAUGAAACCGGAAAAUACAUCGCAUCCACACAGCGUCCAGAUGGUACCUGGAGAAAACAAAGACGGGUGAAAGAAGGCUAUGUUCCCCAAGAAGAAGUGCCAGUGUAUGAGAAUAAAUAUGUGAAGUUCUUUAAAAGCAAGCCAGAGUUACCUCCAGGCUUGAAUCCAGAAGUUCACACGCCUGUGGCCCGUCAAACGUCAAAGGGACCCGAGGGUGGAGAGACAGGGCUCUCCAAGACCGCUAAGAGGAAUCUCAAACGGAAGGAGAAGAGAAAACAGCAGCAUGAAAAGGGGGAUCGAGAUGCCGAUGACCUGAUUCAGUCUCUAGAGAAAACAACCUUGUCGGCGACACCGAGCAGCUGUGGGGAUGGUAAGCUGGCUGUGUCUGAUGCCAACCCAAGAGCCCCUGCUGGCAGCAGGGAUGUCUCAUCGGCUUCCGCCACUGCCACCUUAGAGAAGAACAAGAAAAUUAAAAACCUGAAAAAGAAACUACGGCAGGUGGAAGAUCUGCAGGCGCGGAUUGACUCUGGGGAGAUCAAGCAGCCGACCAAAGAGCAGUUAGAGAAGCUGGCUCGACGGAAAGCUUUGGAAGAGGAACUUGAGGACCUGGAACUGGAUUUGUAAAGGGUUGAAAUAUCAACCGGACCUAGUGUGCGUAGGAACAAACCGUCCCCUGGGGAAACAUUCUCAGAACUGUGCAACAAAAAGACCAGAAGAUGGUGAUGUCUUCAGCCUUCUUUGUAUCAUUAUUUUAUUUUAUGUUGGUGCUGUCUGAAUUUUUAAAAGUAUUUCUCCCAGCUGUUGAUGUGUUAGCUAUCUAGGACUUCUUUAAGGACAACAACUUUGCCACCUAGUUCUUUCUAGUUUCUUCCUCCCCUUCCCACCUCCAUUCCUGUUCCAGGAGGGUGGCUGAAAUGUCAUUUCACACCGAGGGGCUGACUUUCAGAGGCACCUGAGCAGGAGGAACAGUCUGUCUUUUCCUCCUGCCACUGUAUUAUAUUCAGCAUUUUCAUGUUCUCUGUAACAAUCACACGGCCUUCCAUCUUCUCUUCCUCCUCAUUUUGAAAAAGGGGUGCAAUAAUAAAAAUUGCAGUAGUGACUUCUGACUCUAGGACAUCUGUGUUUUUCCCCCCAAUGCACAUUUUUUAAAAACAUCUUCUGUAUGAUAUUAGCAAUUUUAUAGGCUUCCCUUUCUUCGGCUGGUGAAUGCAGCCCAGUGUCAAAAGCGGUUUGUGAUAGAUGUGAAAAAAGGGCCAAAGGGACAGUAGCUCAGUGAUAGAACCUAUGUUUUAUACAGAGACAUUCUGAAGUCUGAUCCCAAUUACCUUCAGAUUGGAAAAAAAGUCCUGCUUGAAGCCUUGGGUGGCCACUGUCAAUCGGCCUUAACAAUGCUGAUCUCACAGGGCUCUGGUUUAGCUAAGGCAGCUUCCAGGCUGGGGUUGCAUAACAUGCCCCUUGAGGCUAAAAUGGAAUGAUUUGUAAUGCACUUGUUGCACGAGCCUAGACCUUGUCUUACGUUGUGUGAUCCAGACAAUCAAAUUUAAGUAACACAAUUUAUUUCCUUAGUUAUAUCUGGACAGCAAAUCUGCUUGACUGCCAGGUGGCAGAACAGAUUGGAUCUAAUUGUUGCCCUCUAAUCAUUGUCCAGAGUUUUUGCAUCCCAGAUAAAGUCUCCCUGGACAUAACAAUUGUGCUUGGUUAACUAAGAGCUGGAUGUUUUGUGUGAAUCUGGUCCCUGUGUUUCAUGUAAGGGAUUAUUAGAAAUAGAAUCAAUAAUAAAUGUGUGGAUAUGGUGUGAUCAUCCUCGGUGUAGUGGGCACAGUUCUUGUCCCUUUCAGAUAACAGGAAAUUUAAACUUGGGGAAAAGUGAACAGAAAGGCAGAAUAAACGUGUAUCUUCAAUUUGAAUAAAAGUCCAAGGGCUUCUUAGCCAAGAUAACUAAAUUCUCUCUCCCUUUCCUCUCCUUUCUCCCUCUCUUUUUCUCUCUCAUUUCUAUAUUAGAACAAUGGUCAUGAAUUUCCACAGCCUAAGACCAAUUUUGGGAAUGGAUUCACUUAAAACAUAGGACCAAAUUUUAAGGGAGGAAAUGACCAAUCCUGGGGUGACCAGAAGCUACACUUAACUUUUGGAGUAAUAGCAAUAAAGUCUACAAAGAAAAGAGCAGUUAUGUAAAAUAUGGGUAGCUGUGUUAUAGACAUGGCCAGGACAAAAAAAUUCUGUUUGUUAGUUUUUUGUGGGAUGUUCUUUGAUGCUGAAACUGUUACUUUAUUUAUUUAUGUAUUGAUUGAUGUCAUGCCUUUCACUCAGCAACUCAAUGUGACACACAAUACUCCCGCUUUCUAGUUUUCCUCACAAACACCACUGUGGCUUAAACUGCCAUUUUUAUAUAUUCUCCACCUCACCUGGCGGAAAGCUAAAAUUGAGUAAUUUAGUUGGAAGAAUUUUUUAAAAAAAUCUGUGGUUUCAUACACAGAGAGAGACAAAGGGUUCAGGCUGCAGAUGGCCCUACAGUAUAUGUUAUCUUCCUGGUUAAGGGGAAAGAAUCUGCAGUGUAAUCAUAUUAUAUCUAGAUAUGUUAAUAUGCUAAAAUAUUUUCAUCGAGGUCAGAGGCUCUUUCAUGUGUCCCAGUUGAGAUGUCUAUUCGGUUUAAGAAAACAAAAUUUAAUUUCACACUUCUAGUUUAAAUUGAGAGAGAUAUUUCUUUCUGUCCCUUAACACUGGCAUGAGCAAAGUGCAGUCUCUGACCCAGUCUCUGAGCAAAAAUUGAAGCUUUCAAGGUACUACUGGGUUACACUGAAAUUGCCAAAGGCGGAAGGUGGGAAAAAAGCAAGGGAGUUUUAAAAAAAAUUAGGCUAAAGUUUCAGCCAUGAAAUCGCUGCAGUUCAAAGUCAGUGUCAAGAAAUAGAGUGCACGCUGAAUGCCUUUUGUUAGUGGAAGGUAAGGUUGGUAUCAAAUUGCACCUCCUGUUCAGGAACAGUGAAAAAAAAAAACCAGCAGCAGCUGUUCCUACAGCUGUGUGAAAACUAAAGGACAGUAACAUUGGCCAAUGCUGGAUUAGGGGUUUCGUUACCUUUGUCCAGCAGGUGGUGCUAAAAGGUCUUAUUAACAGGGCAAUCUUGUAUGCUCAGCUACUUGUUUUGUUCUUGAAGCCACCACUCGAAGCACACAUGCUAAUAUGCCUUUAGAUCAGGGGCGUCCAAUCUUGGCAACUUUCAGACCUGUGGACUUCAACAUCUAGAGUUCCCCAGCCAGUCAUUCAGCAUAGCUGGCUGGGGAAUUCUGGGAGUUUGAAGUCCACGGGUCUGAAAGUUGCCAAGCUUAGAUACCCCUGCGUUAGAUGGACUAUCAGAAAUGCAACGUUCAGGGUAACACAUACGCACACUAUGCCAUAUAUCGAAUGACAAAUUUGCAGGUCCCUUUUUAGGCCAACAUGCCUGGCCAAGGCAUUCAUACAUAACUAACCUAGAUCUCAUCCCAGACUGGUUUUUACAUAUUCCUCUGUAGUCCUUAGAUGCAGAUCACUGAGCUCAUGGCUGAGAAUAAAAAGAAUAACCGCAUCAUUUGAAAAACUAGCUUUGCUUUCCAGAGAGCCACUCAUUGGACAGAUGAGGACUCAGGAUAGCGUUGCCUCUACUAGGGAGGAUCGGGGAACAGGACCCCUUCUAGCAAGCAUUGGUUCCAACUAUCAUUAGGCUUUCCAAUUGUAGCCAAUAGUCGCAAGAAGUCACCACUUCUUGUUGUGAAAGCGAAUUGGAGAAUACCACAUGGUUCCCAAAUACCCUUUAUCUGUUGUUUACCCAGCUGUCCUUUUGUUUUACACAGAAAGAUUAAAGGAUCACCUGGAGAAGCUUAGGGAGACAUCAAAAACACAGCUGCUGCUGUUGUUCCCCUCCCAUUGUUUCCCUCCCAACAAGGUUUGUACCUUUCUCUAAUUUGUACUAGGAGCAGAAGGUGGCUGAUAGGUUGGGUGAAAUGCAUGUUAAUGAAAGCUAUAGUCCUUAGACAAAACUUUCGGGAGUUAUUAUUCUUCCAACUCUAUGAUCUAUUUUCCUUGAUGUCUGAUGAACUCUAUUUUCCUUUAUUUUGAUUGUACUCCUUGUCGAGUAAUUUUAAACAUAGGGUGACUUUUUUGAAUGUUACCUUUGUGGUUUUUAAUCUUUCUUUCAAGGAGCUCACUCUCCUUUUGACUUAGAGUCCUUUGCGGCAAGUGGGUGGAUGGGUGAAAAUGCUGUAAUUCAAAAGCACAAAUUGACAGGUUUACGGAUUCUGGAUGAAAAAAUAAAGUCAAGUCUUGCAACCUGAA